AUGUCGAGCCUCACGUCGAUACUGGCCUUUGCGCAUGGCGGGGGGUCCUUGCUGCCCCCGAAGGACGCCCACAUCCACGUAUCCGACACGCUGGACGCUCAUGGCGUAUUUGUUCUGCUACAGUACGCCAUCAAGGCCCUCCAAGAUGCACGUCCCGUCGUCUGGGUCAGUGUCCGUGCGGACGGCCCCACACAUCUCGCCCACAUCGCUCGGAAAGCCGGCAUUUCUCUGGAUACCCCGCACUUUGUCUAUAUCGAUGCUACUUCGUUCCUGGAUGACUCGCUCGUGCCAUUGCAUGAGAUCAUUCAGCAAGCUCUGCCUCCGCCGGCAUCUCAUCCCGACACACAAGCCGGUGCAUUGGUCAUCAUCGACAGCUUAUCCAUGCUGCAGUGGUGCUUGAGUGGUACACCAGAGCAUAUAUACCAUACCUUUGUCAACUGGCUCCGCCUUCUGAGACAGACGUGCGAAUCGCUGGACACAGCGCUACUUACCCUCAUGCAGGCCGAUGCCUGUGCCGCCGUCAGUCACCGUGGCACACUCGACCAAAGCGAUGAACGUCUUUUUCGUUAUCUGCUACGCACGGCUGACGUAUGGGUCUCCGUUAGCGAGCUGCCUAGUGGUCGCGCAGCCGCCUGCGACGGCGAAUGUGGCAUGUAUGCCCUCGUUCGGCCUAUGAUGGCUAGAACAUCUAGGCCAUCUGACCCCAUCUACCCAUUUCUUAUGGAAAGAUACAUACCUGCACCGACCAAGUUCUUGUACCGAAUCCUGCCAGACGGUACCGGUCCCAAACAAGACGAUGGCACACGUGCGAUUGUGCGUGUGUGGUCCAGAGGCAGCGGUGCAGAUGUGAUCUAG
Molecule: messenger RNA, 855 nt
Organism: Malassezia restricta
Lineage: Eukaryota; Fungi; Basidiomycota; Malasseziomycetes; Malasseziales; Malasseziaceae
Exons: 2
Coding region: 1-855 (284 amino acids)
Biological process (GO): tRNA wobble uridine modification
Cellular component (GO): elongator holoenzyme complex
Source: RefSeq, a predicted model, not a curated record